Lineus longissimus is the source of this 1342-nucleotide messenger RNA. RefSeq lists its product as uncharacterized. The record is from RefSeq and is a predicted model, not a curated record. Gene Ontology annotation, cellular component: site of double-strand break; nucleus; nonhomologous end joining complex. Lineage: Eukaryota; Metazoa; Nemertea; Pilidiophora; Heteronemertea; Lineidae. The coding region runs from base 206 to 817 and encodes 203 amino acids. Gene Ontology annotation, molecular function: molecular adaptor activity. The transcript is spliced from 2 exons. Gene Ontology annotation, biological process: double-strand break repair via nonhomologous end joining.
CUGAAAGUCCACUGUAGCAGAGACAGUAGGUCGAGUGAGACAAGCUUGGCGACGAGGAUCACUAUUGACGACACUUGGAGAAUGGGAAUUCUUCAGUCUGUCAACGCAUGCGCCAUGAACACUACCACUUACCACAGAAUUGGGGGGCCAAUAUUAUGAUUAGGCCAAAAGGCAUAAAGAAAAAGUAGGCCUAUAUGCAAUAAACAUGUCAUCCCUUAAACAUGUUAAAGAUGUUGCAAAAUUUGACGAUAUGCACAGAAUCGUCAAUACAUCAUCUGCAGAAACAUUCCUAUGCUAUUCAAAAUUUCUUAGUGCAUCAGAGUCCUUGGUAUUUGGAGUUUCUGAUGGGAUUGAUGUGUGGCAGGUAGUCCUUGACAAAGCUGAAUUGGAGGAGAUGAAAGAUCUGGCAAAUAUUUCCCAUUUGGAUGCAUAUCUUGGAAAGUUUAGGUCCGCUUUUUUAUCCAAUCAAAUUGAUGUAUCACAAGUUGGGACAAAAAUUAUAUUGACUGUUGGGCAAGGGACAAGUGCUUUCUCUUACGACCUUUAUGAGAUGAAAUCGGCAGAGAAGACAACAGAACUUCAGGCAUUACUGUUUAAGUUUGCAGAAAAAGUGAGUUCAUUGGAAACACAGCUAAAAAAUGCCCAGCAGAAUGUGGACACUCUGUCAAAACAGAACAAAGGAGGUUCAACAGGAUUUUUAGACUUUGACUCUGGGAAAAAGACUGGAGCAAAAGUGCAGCCCAAAAAAGCUGGCAUGAGUGUGAUAAACCCUUCGAGCAAAAAACGGAAAGCAGCUCAGGGUGUUGUCUUUGACUGAAAAUUACUUGUAUGUAGGUUCUGGACCAGUAGGAAUAGCAGUUAUCAAUGUGUAUAAGAAGCAUUUAUUUGCACACAAGUAGAAUGUAAAAUUCUUCAUCAAAACUGACUGUCGGAGCUUUGUCAGACCAAUCAAGUUUCGGACCAACAGAGCUGUCAUAAACACUAAGGAUGCUUACCAUGCUUGUGCAGCUCAGAAAAUAAAGGUCUUGAAGAUUGGUCAAUACCUGAGCACAUCUUGCUUGAUGGGAGUGGCAAAUGAAACCUUCCUUAGAUCAGCCAAAAUGUAGUCUUUUGUUUUUGAUCAGAGGUAUGAUUAAUUUCAGAAAACCGACAGGUAGGAAGAUAUUUUUGAGGAUCAUCGUAUCUACUGUAAGAAUGAGGUAUUGGAAGAUGUGUUUUCUAUACAGAACAAGUUAUGAUGACCAACACAAGAUCUUGGCAAAAUGGGCCAUUCUCAUUUUUGUGAGAAAAUAGUCUGAAAUAAUGUUACAUGUAUGUUGUCAAAUAAACUUUACAAUAUUAA